CGAGUGACGUAGCAGCGUCCGCCAGUGCGUGAUGACUCCAGAGCGUGCGUUCGGUGGCUCCUAGGGGAAGAUGGCGGCUGCUCCUUUGGAGGAGCGGGAUUGAGAGGAACGAAGAGGGGAGACCAAACAGAAGAGACAUUCCGGGCUCUGAAGACUAAGCUGCGCUGGCCGUUAGGAGCUCUGCUCUACGCCAGACGUAUCCUAGAAGGAAAACAUCACCAUGGCUACAGAAAUUGGUUCUCCUCCUCGUUUUUUCCAUAUGCCAAGGUUCCAACACCAGGCACCUCGACAGCUGUUUUAUAAGCGACCUGAUUUUGCACAACAGCAAGCAAUGCAACAGCUUACCUUUGAUGGAAAACGAAUGAGAAAAGCUGUAAACCGAAAAACCAUAGACUACAAUCCAUCUGUAAUUAAGUAUUUGGAGAACAGAAUAUGGCAAAGAGACCAGAGAGAUAUGCGGGCAAUUCAGCCUGAUGCAGGUUAUUACAAUGAUCUGGUCCCACCUAUAGGAAUGUUGAAUAAUCCGAUGAAUGCGGUAACAACAAAAUUUGUUCGGACAUCAACAAAUAAAGUAAAAUGCCCGGUAUUUGUUGUUAGGUGGACCCCAGAAGGAAGACGCUUGGUCACUGGAGCUUCUAGUGGGGAGUUCACCUUGUGGAAUGGACUUACUUUUAAUUUUGAAACAAUAUUACAGGCUCACGACAGCCCAGUGAGGGCCAUGACGUGGUCACAUAAUGACAUGUGGAUGUUGACAGCAGACCACGGAGGAUAUGUGAAAUAUUGGCAGUCGAACAUGAACAACGUCAAGAUGUUCCAGGCACAUAAGGAGGCGAUUAGAGAGGCCAGUUUCUCACCCACGGAUAAUAAAUUUGCUACAUGCUCUGAUGACGGCACUGUUAGAAUCUGGGACUUUCUUCGUUGCCAUGAGGAAAGAAUUCUCCGAGGGCAUGGUGCUGAUGUGAAAUGUGUAGACUGGCAUCCAACCAAAGGGUUAGUUGUUUCAGGAAGUAAAGAUAGUCAACAGCCAAUCAAGUUCUGGGAUCCCAAGACUGGGCAGAGUCUUGCAACACUUCAUGCCCAUAAAAACACAGUAAUGGAAGUGAAAUUAAAUCUCAAUGGCAAUUGGCUGCUCACAGCAUCACGUGACCAUCUCUGUAAACUUUUUGAUAUCAGAAACCUAAAAGAAGAGCUUCAAGUCUUCCGAGGUCAUAAGAAAGAAGCCACAGCUGUGGCCUGGCAUCCUGUUCAUGAAGGACUUUUUGCCAGUGGAGGGUCUGAUGGUUCUUUGUUAUUCUGGCAUGUUGGGGUAGAGAAGGAAGUGGGUGGGAUGGAGAUGGCCCACGAAGGGAUGAUCUGGAGUCUGGCUUGGCAUCCUCUCGGGCAUAUUCUCUGCUCAGGCUCCAAUGACCAUACUAGCAAAUUCUGGACUCGAAAUCGACCAGGUGAUAAAAUGAGAGAUCGAUACAAUCUAAACCUUUUACCUGGAAUGUCUGAAGAUGGAGUAGAAUAUGAUGACCUUGAACCUAAUAGCCUGGCAGUAAUUCCAGGAAUGGGAAUACCAGAACAACUAAAAUUAGCAAUGGAACAAGAACAGAUGGGGAAAGAUGAAUCAAAUGAAAUUGAAAUGACAAUUCCAGGUUUAGAUUGGGGAAUGGAGGAAGUGAUGCAAAAGGACCAGAAAAAAGUACCUCAGAAGAAAGUUCCUUAUGCAAAACCCAUUCCUGCUCAGUUCCAGCAAGCUUGGAUGCAAAAUAAAGUUCCAAUUCCUGCUCCAAAUGAGGUGCUGAAUGACAGAAAAGAAGACAUUAAAUUGGAAGAGAAGAAAAAAACACAAGCAGAAAUUGAGCAAGAAAUGGCUACAUUACAGUAUACUAACCCACAACUUCUGGAGCAACUUAAAAUUGAAAGACUUGCACAGAAACAGGUCGAGCAAAUUCAGCCUCCUCCCUCAUCUGGCACCCCUCUCCUCGGACCCCAGCCUUUUCAAGGACAAGGUCCAAUGUCUCAGAUUCCUCAAGGUUUUCAGCAGCCCCACCCAUCUCAGCAGAUGCCAAUGAACAUGGCUCAAAUGGGGCCUCCAGGUCCACAGGGACAGUUUAGGCCUCCUGGACCUCAGGGACAAAUGGGACCACAAGGUCCUCCACUGCAUCAGGGAGGUGGGGGGCCACAAGGAUUCAUGGGACCACAGGGACCCCAGGGCCCACCCCAGGGGUUACCACGGCCUCAGGACAUGCAUGGGCCCCAAGGAAUGCAGAGGCAUCCUGGACCUCAUGGCCCUUUGGGACCUCAGGGGCCACCUGGACCACAAGGUAGUUCUGGUCCUCAAGGUCAUAUUGGUCCUCAGGGUCCACCUGGCCCACAGGGUCACAUAGGCCCCCAAGGUCCGCCUGGUCCCCAGGGUCACUUGGGCCCACAGGGGCCCCCUGGUACUCAAGGUAUGCAGGGACCACCUGGUCCCAGAGGAAUGCAGGGACCUCCUCAUCCUCAUGGGAUCCAAGGUGGGCCAGGGUCUCAAGGGAUCCAAGGUCCUGUGUCUCAGGGACCUCUGAUGGGAUUGAAUCCAAGAGGAAUGCAGGGCCCUCCAGGCCCCCGGGAGAACCAGGGUCCUGCUCCCCAAGGGAUGAUGAUGGGCCACCCGCCUCAAGAGAUGAGAGGACCUCACCCUCCAAGUGGACUACUGGGACAUGGCCCUCAGGAAAUGAGAGGUCCUCAAGAGAUCCGAGGCAUGCAGGGGCCUCCACCCCAAGGAUCAAUGCUGGGACCUCCCCAGGAAUUGCGAGGGCCUCCAGGCUCACAAAGUCAGCAGGGGCCACCCCAGGGCUCUUUAGGACCUCCACCCCAGGGUGGCAUGCAAGGACCCCCCGGACCUCAGGGACAGCAGAACCCAGCAAGAGGGCCACAUCCAUCUCAAGGGCCAAUACCAUUCCAGCAACAGAAAACACCUCUGCUAGGUGAUGGGCCCCGGGCCCCCUUCAACCAGGAAGGACAGAGUGCAGGUCCCCCACCCCUGAUACCAGGCCUAGGGCAGCAGGGAGCACAAGGUCGCAUUCCUCCUCUGAACCCUGGACAAGGACCUGGCCCCAACAAAGGUGACUCCCGCGGCCCUCCAAACCAUCACAUGGGCCCGAUGUCAGAGAGGCGGCAUGAGCAGAGCGGCGGGCCUGAGCAUGGGCCCGAGAGGGGGCCUUUCCGGGGUGGCCAAGACUGCAGGGGUCCCCCUGAUAGGCGUGGCCCUCACCCAGACUUCCCCGAUGACUUCAACAGACCAGAUGACUUCCACCCUGACAAGCGCUUUGGCCACCGGUUACGUGAAUUUGAGGGGCGAGGAGGACCUUUACCGCAAGAAGAGAAGUGGAGGCGAGGGGGCCCUGGGCCUCCAUUUCCUCCUGAUCACAGGGAAUUCAGCGAAGGGGAUGGCCGGGGUGCAGCCCGAGGCCCUCCGGGGGCAUGGGAAGGCCGCAGACCUGGAGACGAACGUUUCCCCCGGGAUCCUGAGGACCCACGUUUCCGAGGGCGCAGAGAAGAAAGUUUCAGAAGAGGAGCCCCCCCAAGACACGAGGGUCGUGCUCCCCCCAGAGGAAGGGAUGGUUUUCCUGGUCCUGAAGACUUUGGUCCAGAGGAGAAUUUUGAUGCUUCUGAGGAAGCGGCCCGAGGACGAGAUCUCAGAGGCCGAGGUCGGGGAACCCCGCGAGGAGGAAGGAAGGGUUUACUUCCCACUCCUGACGAGUUCCCUCGCUUUGAAGGAGGGCGGAAGCCAGAUUCCUGGGAUGGAAACAGAGAGCCAGGGCCAGGUCAUGAACAUUUUCGUGAUGCUCCCCGCCCUGAUCAUCCACCUCACGAUGGUCAUUCCCCAGCCAGCAGAGAACGCUCCUCUUCUCUCCAAGGCAUGGACAUGGCAUCCCUACCUCCCCGAAAGCGCCCCUGGCAUGAUGGCCCAGGCACGUCUGAGCACAGAGAGAUGGAGGCCCCAGGGGGCCCUUCUGAGGACCGAGGAGGCAAAGGCCGAGGGGGCCCAGGACCUGCCCAGAGAGUGCCCAAAUCUGGGCGUUCCAGCUCGUUAGACGGAGAGCACCACGACGGAUACCACAGAGAUGAACCUUUCGGGGGCCCUCCAGGCAGUGGCACCCCUUCUCGAGGCGGCCGGAGUGGCAGUAACUGGGGUAGAGGGAGUAACAUGAACUCUGGCCCACCGAGGCGAGGAGCUUCUCGGGGUGGUGGAAGGGGUCGGUAGAAGUUGGAACUGAGUAACCUGAGGCCUCUCUGGACAGUAUUUAAGAACUUGUGGACUUACCAAGAGAAACAAAAGGAAGCCUGCACCGUUGUAGCCCUGAACUCUUUUCUGGGCACCUGAAUCCCAGGAACCCUCAAUGAGGUCUUCAAGAUGAAGAGACUGCUGCUGGCCACCAGCGUGGCUGGCCUUGUCCUGUCCUGUCCACCCUCAUUGCCCCAACUCCCAUGUUGUUUUGUGAAGAUAAAAGCUGGGAUCUUUUUUUUUUUUUUUUUUUUUUAAGUGUCGCAAGACAUGGGGCACCUCCACAAAUUUAAGUUCCUGUCCAUUUGGAAAUUUGUUUCUAUGUGUACAGUUUGUCAGAGAAAAACAUAAAAGUUUUUGUAUGAAUACAGAAUGUGAUUUACCCAAGAAUUAACAAAAAACUAGUUGUGGAGUGCUUGCCUUAAGGAAAUCUUUGGUUUCCAUCGCAUCCCAUCUGCAGAGGAGUGCACGAUUGAGCAUAUUAACCAUUAGGUCAUUUAAAUUAAUCCCAGCUGUGAACUUUGUGGUUUUCAACAAAUUCUCUUACACCAUUUUGGUGAUCGAGUGAGAAAUACUUGAAAACUACUCGAAUGUAUUUUGUAGUAGGUUGAAAUUUUUACUCAGACUUGCCUAAUGAUGGAAAAUUAUACUCUGAAGAGAAAAUGCAAUCUUCUGGCUGUUCAGUGAGGGAGCUCCCCCUUGGAUGUAUCUCCUAGGAAUCACUGCUUAAGAUUUGAAUCGGCUUGUUAUGAGAGGAACUUGAUGUUAGUCAGAAAUCCAGUCACAUGUCCUUUAGAUAACUUUAAAUCACACAUGGCGUUGAUAAGGAAUGGACCAAAAUAGCUCCUAAAACAAUUUUGCAACACUUAAUCUUCCUCUUCCAUACUAGCUAUGUGGAAAUACGGCAGGGCAUACUUCUAACUCAUAGUAAGCCAGACGGAUCUUGUCCAUGGCAAAUUCUUUGUUUGAAAUAAACGUACCAUUUGGUCCAGUUUGGAUUGGAAGCCAAAAAUUCAGUUUAUUAUAUAUACCCCAUGAUACUUUCUAUACUGACCUUUAUUUUGGUUUUACAUGGAAGCUUUUAUUAUUAAAAGGACUAUCCUAUGGCCACCUUAACAUUUCAUUACAUUGACAGCUUCACUUUGGCGUCAGAGUCAGAUUUAUUUGGCAGAUUUGGUAGUGCUUGAAGUUUCUUUUUUUCUUGAGACGGGCUUGCUCCAUCAUCCAGCCUGGAGUGCAGUGGUGCAAUCAUGCCUCACUGCGGCCUCAACCCUGCCUCAGCUUCCCUGUAGCUGGGACCACAGGCGCACACCGCCAUGCCCAGCUAAUUUUUUUGUAUUUUUGGUAGAGGUGGGGUUUCACCAUGUUGCCCAAGCUGGUCUAAAACUCCUGGGCUCAAUCCACCCCCUGUGGCCUCCCACAGUGCUGAGAUUGCAGGUGUGAGCCACAGCAACUGGCCGCUGGUGCUGGAAGUUUCAAUGGUUGCUUAGAAAAGGCAUACUGACAUCAUUUAACAGUAUA
Sapajus apella (tufted capuchin) is the source of this 5773-nucleotide messenger RNA. RefSeq names its product WD repeat domain 33 (gene WDR33). Gene Ontology annotation, cellular component: mRNA cleavage and polyadenylation specificity factor complex. Gene Ontology annotation, molecular function: protein binding. The record is from RefSeq and is a predicted model, not a curated record. The transcript is spliced from 22 exons. Lineage: Eukaryota; Metazoa; Chordata; Mammalia; Primates; Cebidae. Bases 221 to 4231 code for a protein of 1336 amino acids.